GGCGGUUUUUUUUUUUAAUCAAUGCCAUGUCAUUGUCCAAUCAUCGUCUUUUGUUAACGGGCCACAAAAAUGAAACGGAAAAAUGAUGUUUUCUAACGUCAUCCUUAACAGAAGGGGUGAUUUGCGGAUUUCAUGUAGUAGAAGGGCUGAUUUGCCAAUGUUUCUUGUACAGGGGCUGAAUUGCCACAACAUUGCAGUACUGGGGAGGAUUGGAAUAUAUCGUCGAGAGAUUGAGAAGGGAAUGCAACAGGGAAUAUCUUUUAGGGGUGGCUGAGUAUUAAUUGUCUUGAUCAUCUUAUCUCCUUCGCUUCCUUUUCACUCAUUGCAUAUAUAAUUGAGGCAGCGGGGAUUUGUAUGGCUACCUUGAUUGCAAGAGCGUUUGGUUCCAUAAUUUCUGCCAUUGCAUACUGUGUGUUCGGCUAUCAGCGACACCACCAUAAGGAGGAGAAGACACACAUCAAUUACUACAACAUGCCCAAGGGUCGGCCUCUUUCUUUGCAGGUUUGAUUUCUUCAUGCCAAAAAACUAUAUAUUAUUGAUUUGGUUCAGCUGGGUAGCCUUGUUUUUGCUAUAGCCACCAUCCUUCUCUAUUUUCCAAUUCGAAACUUACCAAGGUAUGCUUGUUUUCGCCAUAGCUUUCAACAGAUGUGGAACUCUCUCUGCCUCCUUUCUUUGCAAUUAGCUAGUGAUCAUAUAAAUCAUCUGCUAUUAUAUAUGCUUAAGCUUAGUUCAAUUUUUAUUGAAAAACAAAUUUGCCAACCCAAG
Molecule: messenger RNA, 765 nt
Organism: Rubroshorea leprosula
Lineage: Eukaryota; Viridiplantae; Streptophyta; Magnoliopsida; Malvales; Dipterocarpaceae
Source: the annotation of a GenBank genome assembly